GGACCAAAUCCAAUUUGCAAGGGCUGCUUAUCGUGUUCAAAGGAUAAUGGGUGCAUCAGAUGCCAACACAAGUUGUUCUUCUUCCUGCGGAGAGAGGGGAUGCGGCAGUACGGGGAGUGCCUGCACUCCUGCCCCUCGGGCUACUACGGGCUGCGGACGCCAGACAUGAACAGAUGCUCACGGUGCAGAAUAGAAAACUGCGACUCCUGCUUUAGCAGAGACUUUUGUACCAAAUGCAAAACUGGCUUUUACUCGCACAGAGGCCGCUGCUUCCGAGGAUGUCCCGCUGGAUUUGCAGCCUUGGAGGAGCUUAUGGAAUGUGUGGAAGGCUGUGAAGUGGGCCAAUGGAGUGAGUGGGGAACUUGCAGCAGAAAUAACAAAACCUGUGGAUUUAAGUGGGGCCUGGAAACGAGAACAAGACAAAUAGUGAAGAAGCCAGCAAAAGACACAAUACCAUGUCCAACCAUUGCAGAAUCCAGACGGUGUAAAAUGGCCAUGAGGCAUUGUCCAGGAGGAAGAAGGCCAGCAAAAACGAAGGACAAAAAAAAGAAGAAAAAGAAUUUGAUGGAAAGGGCUCAGAAGCAGCACAGCAUCUUUUUAGCAACAGAUAAAACAAGCCAAUAAAACUUGAUUUUCCUUAAUGUAUUUUUUUGCAAAGUGCACAAAAGCUGCUAUAUGCUCCUGCCCACGGAUGCACUACAGUUCAGCUGCUUUGACAGUA
This is a messenger RNA of Ficedula albicollis (Collared flycatcher), 721 nucleotides long. It is a transcript of the gene RSPO2, whose product is annotated as R-spondin 2. The transcript is spliced from 4 exons. The record is from RefSeq and is a predicted model, not a curated record. The coding region runs from base 100 to 624 and encodes 174 amino acids. NCBI's taxonomy places the organism in Eukaryota, Metazoa, Chordata, Aves, Passeriformes, Muscicapidae.